Messenger RNA from Manihot esculenta (cassava), 802 nucleotides. RefSeq lists its product as uncharacterized. The transcript has a single exon. Lineage: Eukaryota; Viridiplantae; Streptophyta; Magnoliopsida; Malpighiales; Euphorbiaceae. The record is from RefSeq and is a predicted model, not a curated record. The coding region runs from base 173 to 604 and encodes 143 amino acids.
AACAUUAUCCUGCCACCAGCUUAACCGAGCGGUCAUCAUUUCUCUGCAGCUCCCAGUGAAUAAAACUCAUCGACAAAAGAUAUGACGCAGACGCACCACCACCUUCUCUUUUCUUUCUUGCUUCCGCCUACAAUGUGAGGCUCUCCUUCCUUAGAGAGGACAACCAUGAAAUAUGAAGAAUAACUCAGACCAUGAAGACAUUAACCACCUUCAAAUCCUCAAGGCUGUAGCUCAAGCAUGGCAUUCUCGCUCUUGUAAAUCUAGGCCUACUAAUGAACAUGAUGCCCACCGCCAAAAUUUCCUACCCAAGCCCUCUCGAUUCAAGCUUGAAGCAGUGAACAAGUCUUUGACCAAGAGGGUUGCAACUGGAAACUGGGAUUUCAAGCAAUCACUGCUGGAUUCCUAUGAGAUUGUGACCAUGACCAAAAUGCUGGAGAGAGGGCUAGUGCUAGAUGAACCAUUCUUUGGGUUGGAUGAUCAAAUUCGGGUCCUCAAGAGGCGAAAGGAAAGUAAGAACAGUCUUAGAAAUUUAUUUAAUCGUGUAUCUUCAAGGAGAUUCAAUCAGCAGGCUGAUAUUCCUCCUGCAGAUAACAAUCAAUUUUGAUAUGUUCUUUAUUUCUUUAGUUCUUGUUAUUGUUUACAUGAAAUCUGAACACAUCUUCAAGUUUUCCAAUGAAGAACUUCCUUCCGUUCCCCCCCCCCCCCCCUUCAGUAGAUUCUUCAUCGGAACACCUGAAAGAUGGUCUGAUUAUGUAGUGCAAUUUCCAUGAUUAAUCUGUCUAAAUCCUCACAAAGUUCACCC